AUGUCAGCUCGAUCAUCACUUGUGAGCCUCAGAGCGGCAACUCGAGCGUUAAGACCCAACGUCGCUUCUCGAUCUUUCCGAUCUGCAGCUAUACUUGGACAAGUAUCACCAUCAGGUCAACCUUCAGUGGCACCAUUCUCAGAACCAGUCGGAGUUAAUCCAGCAGAAAAGACAGCUCCGCUGAAUUCACCUCUACACGAAUAUGGUCAAUAUAUCUUGACAUGUUUACCCAAACAUAUCCAACAAUUCUCGGUAUAUAAAGAUGAGAUCACGUUAUAUGUACCACCUCAGGCGGUGGUACAUGUAUUGACGUUCUUGAGGGAUCACACGCAAUGUCAAUAUAAGCAGGUCAUGGAUAUCACGGCGGUCGAUUUCCCGACGAGAAUCAAUAGGUUCGAGGUCGUCUACAACCUCCUCUCAGUAGCUCAUCAAUCUCGAAUCAGAGUGAAAACAUAUGCAGACGAAGUUACACCUGUACCAUCUGCUGUUGGAGUGUUCAGUGGUGCUAAUUGGUAUGAAAGAGAAGUGUGGGACAUGUAUGGUGUAUUCUUUAGUGGACAUCCUGAUUUGAGACGUAUCUUGACUGAUUAUGGUUUCGAAGGACAUCCGUUAAGAAAGGAUUUCCCAUUGACUGGUUAUUCGGAAGUCAGAUAUGACGAAGAGAAGAAACGAGUAGUCUAUGAACCUCUUCAACUCACACAAGCAUUCAGAAACUUCCAAGAUGGAAAUUCACCUUGGGAGCAAGUCGGUUCAGGAAAUCCAAACGUCAGACCUGAAGAAUUCAAAAUCCCUCCUCCUCCCCCACCUCCCAAAGAAGAAAAGAAGUAG
Molecule: messenger RNA, 828 nt
Organism: Kwoniella shivajii
Lineage: Eukaryota; Fungi; Basidiomycota; Tremellomycetes; Tremellales; Cryptococcaceae
Exons: 7
Coding region: 1-828 (275 amino acids)
Molecular function (GO): NADH dehydrogenase (ubiquinone) activity
Source: RefSeq, a predicted model, not a curated record